Molecule: messenger RNA, 1373 nt
Organism: Amphimedon queenslandica
Lineage: Eukaryota; Metazoa; Porifera; Demospongiae; Haplosclerida; Niphatidae
Product: protein LTV1 homolog
Exons: 12
Coding region: 78-1358 (426 amino acids)
Biological process (GO): ribosomal small subunit biogenesis; ribosomal small subunit export from nucleus
Cellular component (GO): cytosol; nucleus; preribosome, small subunit precursor
Source: RefSeq, a predicted model, not a curated record
CUCGGUAGGUCUAAGCCACACCCAAAAUAGAUUUGGUAGGCGUGGAAUAUUAAUUAUUCAUAGCCUCGUGUUGCAGAAUGGGAAAGAAAAAGAAAUUUAUCGAUAAGAAGAAAUCAGUCACUUUCAAUCUGGUCCACCGGAGUCAGUCUGACCCGUACUGCAAUGAUCCUGGGGCAUCACAAAUGGUACUCACUGAACAAGCCACGCCCUCUGUUUUAUCGCAUGAGGAGCGUCUGACGGAGCAGGAGAAGUAUGGUAUCGGGUUCCAGGACGAGUAUGAUUACCUGCAACACCUGAAGGACCCUGCCUCUACCAUACAGGCCUCUCUAGACCAUCAAAAAAUAUUAUCGUUCCUUCCUAACGAAGUGUUUGGGAAAGAGGUCAAAGUUGAGGGAGGGAGACUCAAUAAAGUGGCUCCUUUAAGAGGUCCUCAAGUUGAUUGGGAUCCUGACAUUGUGGCCGCUCUUGAUAACGAUGGUGAGAAUGAGAGCCAGGACGAGUUAUUAGAAGACGAUUUUAUACUACAAGCGAACGGAGGAGAGCCUGGUAUUCCGGUAUACGUGAAUGAUAAAAGUUCCAUACGUGAGUCAACUGAUGACGGUAUCCCUUGGUGGAAGAGUAGAGGGGAUUUUGAUGGAGCUAUGGAGGGAGAGUACAGCUCCAGCAGUGAGGAGGAGGAGGAGGAGGAAGAGGGAGGAGGAAGGUUUACUAGUUAUUCAAUGACGUCAGCAGAUGUACCGAGAAAUGAAGGAUUAAGUAUGCUUGAUGAAAGAUUUGAAGAGUUUAUGGUUGAAUACAAUGAUGAUCAGAUUGGUCCUUUAGAAGAGACAGAAGAGUGUAAAGAAGUUGGAGAAAUUGAAAAUAUGUUACUGGAAACUGCGAUGGAUGAGUUUGAUAUUAAGCACAAGUCAUUGAGGAAAAAACUUGAAAAAGCACAAAACUCUGAAAGAGUCGAAAUUGAAUAUUCCGAAAGUGAAAGUGAAGAGGAACUGUUGAUGGAAGCAGGUGGAGGGAGAGAAGGAGAGAGGUGGGACUGUGAAAGCAUUUUAUCGACUUAUUCCAAUUUAUACAAUCACCCUACACUCAUCGAGGUACCCUCCUCCGAACAAACUAAAACUAGGAAGGAGAGUAUGAGUACAGACUGUGAUUCAAAUGAAGCUACAAUAAAGCUAAGAGCAAUAACAAUACGACCCAAGAAUGAAAGUGCUGAAGAAAAGAAAGCAAGGAAGCGAGGGGUUAAAAAUGAAAGAAGAGAAAGAAGAAGUAUUAAGAAAUCAAACAGAGAUACAUUUAAAAGAGAAGAGUUGAAAUUAACAAAACAAUUAAUAAAUAAUCCGCCAAAAACAUCUUUAAUUUGAUAAUAAAAAAUAUAA